Molecule: messenger RNA, 2522 nt
Organism: Haliotis rubra (blacklip abalone)
Lineage: Eukaryota; Metazoa; Mollusca; Gastropoda; Lepetellida; Haliotidae
Product: 5-phosphohydroxy-L-lysine phospho-lyase-like
Exons: 13
Coding region: 238-1710 (490 amino acids)
Cellular component (GO): mitochondrion
Molecular function (GO): transaminase activity; pyridoxal phosphate binding
Source: RefSeq, a predicted model, not a curated record
AUAUACAAAACUAUAUAACUACGAUCCAAUGGAGUCCAGAACAAUUAUAAAUGAUGGGGCUGGAGCAAAGGCAAUCUAGACUUGCCCAAGUAUUCUAGACUUGAGGUGGACCCCUGAGUUCAUUCUCUUGGGUGUGAGAGACACUCGCUCGCCUAAUGUGUAAAGCGGACAAUCUGGCACUGUCACCACUGACUCUAGUGACAUGACUUGAAAGUUUAUUACAGGAGACUCCGCCAUAUGAUGCAUGUGUUUGACAAACCACUGUCGUACAAGCAGACCCUCCAAAUGCGGAAGAGUUACAUAGGACGGUCGUGUAAACUUCACUUUGAAGUAUCGCCCCUGAAGAUUGUUCGAGCAUCCCGUCAGUAUCUCUACGAUGAUGCCGGGAAUGAGUUCCUCGACUGCAUCAACAACGUCUCACACGUUGGUCACUGUCACCCCCAUGUGGUCAGUGUGGGGCAGGAGCAGAUGAGCAAGCUGACCACAAGCGCUGGAUUCCUCAAUGACCAAAUGUCCGAGUAUGCCAAACGGCUCAUCUCAACAUUUCCAGAAAAGCUCUGUGUCUGCUUCUUCUUGAAUUCAGGGUCGGAGGCUAAUGACUUAGCUCUUCGCCUCGCCAGGUGCUAUACGAAAAACGAGGAUGUAUUGUGUUUAGAUCGCGCCUAUCAUGGAAACCUUGCCAAUCUGCUUGACAUAAGUCCAUCUCGGUUCAAGACGACUGGUCACAAGCAGAGAGAUUAUGUCCACAUUGCCCCGUGCCCUGACAUGUACAGAGGGAAGUACCGAGACAACACCCCCAACCCAGAGGUGGCCUACGCUGAUGAGAUUCUCAAACUGCUGCAGAAGGCCAAGGCCAAGGGCAGGAAGAUUGGGGCGUUCAUCUGUGAACCAUUAAUGGGAGCUGCUGGAGUCAUUGUUUUCCCUAAGAACUACCUCAAACUUGCCUACAGUUACGUUCGAGAGGCAGGUGGCGUGUGCAUCGCAGAUGAAGUCCAGUGUGGCCUGGGGCGAAAUGGAGAACACUUGUGGGCGUUUCAGUCACAGGAUGUAGUUCCAGACAUUGUAACAAUUGGCAAGCCUGUUGGCAACGGCCACCCCAUGUCAGUCGUCGUCACGUCUAAAGAAAUAGCUGACAGUCUGGGAGAGUUCAGUUCCACCUUUGGGGGUAACCCUGUGGCCUGUGCCACAGGAAUGGCUGUCCUUGAUGUCAUACAGAAUGAGAAACUCAUCUCCAGUGCACAGUCAGUGGGGAAGUGCCUGUUGGAGGGGUUCUCUGCCAUCUUGCCGAAUCAUCCCAUGAUGGGUUGUGUACGGGGGAUGGGAAUGCUGGUCGGUGUGGAGAUUGUCAUGGACAAGGAGAGCAGGAAGCCGGCCAAGGAGGCAGCAGAGAUUCUUGCAUACCAGAUGAAAGAACAGAGGAUUCUGAUUGCGAAUGAUGGUGAGGACCAAAAUGUGAUUGUGUUGACGCCGCCAAUGUGUUUCACAUGUGACAAUGCCAGACAGGUGAUACAGGUCUUUGACAAGGCGUUACGAGACAUAGAGACUGGAGCUGUCAGUGUGGGACUCACUCAAGGGGGAGACAACUUCACAAUCGCCCCACCAUUGGAUGUGCCUUUACAAGUGUUAUCAGAAACCCAUGGACUGUCUGACGAAGAUGAUGAUAGUGAUGAUCCUGCCUUGAAGAGGCCUCGGUAUGAAGAGAUGGACUGAAGCUGGAGUCUGUGAAAAUAUGAAAGAGUAUUUUCAUGAUUAUUUUUUAUAAUAUUAUGGAGAAAGUUUUACCCAAAAUUGCCUCAAAAUGGUGUGUCAGUUCUCCAACAUCAGUGGAUGAAAACUUCAUUGAUUUCACUCUCUAGGAGUCUUGGGGAUGAAUAGUGUUUGGCACAGCUGUCCAUCCAUCCAUCCAUCAAUCCGUGUGAAUGGUUGUUUGGGAUGUGUUCUCUUUGUGUCACAAACAGAAUACAAUACUGUACAGUUUUGACACAAAAUCGUGUGCUCGUUUGAGUUCAUGAUUAGAUGGGCAGUUUGCUCUUCAUUGACAUAAGAUCAAAAGUUAACAUUUCCAUGGAAACGAGUAGAACCUAAGCUCAUCUGUUAAUUAUGAGGGUUGUUGAAGUUCAGGAGUGUUGGAUCUCUCUAGGGAGAUGAUGACGUCUGCUCACCAGCUGGGAUGCUUAUCAAUGAAGCUGAUUAUGGAAACAUCCAGAAUGCCUGUGUAAAACAGGGACCCAGCUGGCCCAGACAUCUAUGGUGCUCCAUAGUGGUGUCAGUUGGUCACACCAGAAAACUGUGAUUGUGGGUUCGAGUCCUUGAUUGCCCCGAUAAUGUUGCUAUGUUCAUCAGCACCAUACCGGGGCUUUUGGGGUUUCACCAAAGUGAUCAACAUCUAAAGCCAUGCUUCAAUUCAGGCUUUCCUGCCACAUUAAACUGACAUGCUAUGAUAUUGCUGAAAUACUGUCUAAAGUCAGUGUUUAAAACUCCCAAAAUUCUAAGCCAGGCAGCCGGACUGGUAACUUAAAAGA